Anthostomella pinea is the source of this 930-nucleotide messenger RNA. NCBI's taxonomy places the organism in Eukaryota, Fungi, Ascomycota, Sordariomycetes, Xylariales, Xylariaceae. The record is from the annotation of a GenBank genome assembly.
AUGAACGUAUUGCUGUCCCCGCAGCCGCCCUUCUUCCCUCACCAACAACAACCCAACCGACGAUCUCCCACCCGCUCAAUGUCUCCGUUCCACAGCACCAGUUCUACCAGCCGAAAGCGAAAAGCCGACGAUGACGGCGACGAGAUGGCCAUGUCGCCUAUGAGCUCCCCUGCCGUCCAGUCCCGCCAGCUCGCCCCUCGACCAGCCAAGAAGAUCAGAUCGAACGACCUUGCCGGCCGGCCUCUGACUCUCCCCCGUCUACUCGAGACUCUUGACGCCACACAACUGCGAGCCGUUUUGCAGACCAUCUGCGAACGACAGCCGGAAAUCGGAGAAGAGGUCGUCAAGAGCGCCCCGAGACCGACCGUCGAGUGCGCAUUACAGGUCUUGACCGAAUACCAGGACAAACUGCGACAAGCAUUCCCGUACGGCGGUUCCAACUCCGACUACACAUACUUCCGGGUGAAGCAACCUCUGCUCGCUCUCAUCGAUGCUCUCGCCGAUUUCACCCCUCAGUAUCUUCCGCCGAAUGAGACGCAGGCUACCAUCUCGCUGCAGUACCUCGACGGCGCCACGAAGUUCGUCCACGAGUUACCCGAGUGGGAGAGCCACAGCCAUCGUUCCCACAAGGAGAACGCUUACGACGAGAUAUCGAAAGCUUGGGCCCUGGUCGUCAAUGAGGCCGCGAAGAAGGGAGCCGGUUUCGUGCUGCACUCGGGUGGUUGGGACCAGACCUUAGCGAAGCACAACCAACAAUCGGGUGGACGACUGGAGGCCGCCAUCACCGCCAUGGCCAAUCACGUCGGAUGGGUUGGUGGCGGCGGAUCGAACGGUGGAGCACCAAGUACGCUUGCAAACCAACAGGGAUCCAUCCUGGACCAGCUGAUGGCUGGCAAUUACGGCUCUCCUGUGCGAGUUGGGCCGUGGUAG